AUGCCAUUUGAUUGGAAAAACCAAAGAGAAUCUGCUUUCCAAGAGUUGAAGACCAGAUUAGUGACUACACCAAUUCUAACUCUGCCUAAUGGUACAAAUGGAUUCCAGAUGUAUAGUGAUGCUUCAUACAAGGGUUUGGGGUGUGUGCUUAUGCAAAAUGGAAAAGUGAUUGCCUAUGUUUCUCACCAACUUCGAUCUCGUGAAAAGAACUACCCAACUCAUAACCUUGAACUAGCCGUUGUGGCAAAUACUAUUGUAGAUGCAUUGAGUAGGAAGUCAAUUGGGAAUUUGUCAUCUGCUAUAUCUGCCCAGUCUACAAUUAUCGAAGAAAUUAGAGAGAAACAAUUGCAAGAUGAGUUCUUGAAAAUGAUUGUUAAUGAUAUUGACACAAAACCAAGACCAGGGUUCGUAAUUGAGAAGAAUGUAUUGAUGUUUCAUAAUAGGCUUUGUGUACCAGAUUGUUCAGAAUUAAGAAAGCGUGUUAUGACCAAGGCUUAUAGUUUAAAAUUUGCCAUGCAUCUUGGAAAUGCAAAAAUGUACAAAGAUUUGAAACAGAACUUUUGGUGGCUUGGAAUGAAGAGAUGUAUUGCUGAUUUCAUGGCUAGAUGUUUGCAUUGCCAGCAAGUAAAGGCUGAACAUCAAUGA
This is a messenger RNA of Camellia sinensis, 645 nucleotides long. The record is from RefSeq and is a predicted model, not a curated record. Lineage: Eukaryota; Viridiplantae; Streptophyta; Magnoliopsida; Ericales; Theaceae.